Messenger RNA from Mandrillus leucophaeus (drill), 2544 nucleotides. It is a transcript of the gene KRABD2, whose product is annotated as KRAB-A domain containing 2. The transcript is spliced from 2 exons. Lineage: Eukaryota; Metazoa; Chordata; Mammalia; Primates; Cercopithecidae. Gene Ontology annotation, molecular function: nucleic acid binding. Gene Ontology annotation, biological process: DNA integration; regulation of DNA-templated transcription. Bases 833 to 2065 code for a protein of 410 amino acids. The record is from RefSeq and is a predicted model, not a curated record.
GUGGGGCGGUGCUGCUGCUGCUGGCGGGCCUCUGGGUGGAGGGGAUUCAGACGCAUCGUCUAGUGUAUCCCUUUCUCUUUCCCGACCUUCCUCAGUCUGCGGCUCUUUUCUCCACCGCGCACCCGCCUCAGCCGUUCAGCCCUGAGCUGGCGGGCGGACGGGCGUGGAUCCAGGCUGUGGGAUCAUUCUGCGAAGUCAGGGUAGGAAGGCAAUACAAAGGAGGCGACGCCCCAGCCCGGUCCUCAGGAAUAAGCGGCGUGCCGAGUGGUGUGGACGGUGCGGGGACGCUGUACUAAGUGCCUUAUCUGCAUUGUCAUUGAAUCUUCAUAGCAAUCGAUUGUGAUGGGUACUGGUCUUCUCCCCGGGUUGCAGAUGAGGAAACUGAGGCUCCAGUAACUUUGCUUUAGUCAGUAAAUGGUAAGAGUCAGAAAAUGAGUUCCCAAGCGUAGACUCGGCCAUACCGCUGCUCUGCCUUGCUAAUGACAAUCUACCUGUAAGCGACAUUUUUGACUAAAUGUCCUUUGAACACCUUUUGUGCUCAGCUCUGUAUUCGUGGGCCCUCCAAAGGGGGUACAGGCAGGCAGAGGGCUCCGUCCCUACUUUUUAGGUUGCACACAUCUGAACUGGUCGACUGCAGAUGCAAAUCAAGAGUGCGCCAGUGAGUGUGGUACAGGUGUUAAGAUGAAGUCCAGAUGGCAAUCAGCUGAAGUUACUGAAUACGUCGGGAAGGAGGCUGAUUUCAGCUGGCUGGGAUUGGGAAGAUCGAUGCGAGGACAUUCCAAGUCGGAAACAGCCGAGGCAAAGACUCACAGCAUCCGUCUUACAGUUCUCCAUGAUGCCUCAGAGAGCUGGAAAUGAUCCACCUGGUGUUUCAAAUGUGAAUGAAAUGGAAAUGGAGAUAAGUAACAUGAGAGAAAAGUUUCUCAUGAGUGUAACAAAGUUAGUAGAAAGCAAAAGUUACAACAGCAAGGUAUUUUCCAAAGAAAAGUACUUUCAAACAAUAAAGGAAGUUAAAGAAGCUAAAGAAAAAGGGAAGAAGUCAUCACGUGAUUAUCGCCGUGCGGCAAAAUAUGACGUGAUCUCUGUACAGGGCACAGAGAAACUGAUAGAGGCUACUCAUGGAGAACGUGAUCGAAUACGGUAUUAUGUACAUAAAGAAGAGUUGUUUGAUAUUCUUCAUGAUACACAUCUCAGUAUUGGACAUGGUGGGCGGACACGCAUGCUCAAGGAGCUGCAAGGAAAAUAUGGGAAUGUCACCAAAGAAGUUAUUGUCUUAUAUCUGACUCUGUGUAAACAGUGCCACCAGAAGAACCCAGUACCCAAGAAAGGCCUUCCGCCCAAGCCCAUGACUUUUAAGGACAUAGACUCCACGUGCCAAGUUGAAAUACUUGACAUGCAGUCAAGUGCCGAUGGUGAGUUCAAGUUCAUUUUAUACUACCAGGACCACUUGACCAAGUUUAUUAUUUUACGGCCAUUAAGAACCAAACAGGCCCGUGAGGUGGUCAGUGUCUUGUUAGAUAUUUUCACAAUUCUUGGUACACCCACUGUGUUAGACUCUGACAGUGGCGUUGAGUUCACAAACGAGGUUGUUCAGGAGCUCAAUGAGUUGUGGCCGGACCUAAAGAUUGUGUCUGGUAAGUACCACCCUGGCCAAAGCCAGGGCUCCCUGGAAGGAGCAAACCGUGAUGUGAAGAACAUGAUAGGUACCUGGAUGCAGAGUAACCGCUCAUGUCACUGGGCCAAAGGCCUCCGAUUCCUGCAGAUGGUGAGGAAUCAGGCUUUCGACGUUUCCUUGCAGCAAAGUCCAUUUGAGGCAAUGUUCGGUUGUAAAGCCAAAUUUGGGCUAUAUUCCUCAAACUUGCCCCGGGAAACCGUGGCUACUUUACAAACAGAAGAAGAGCUAGAAAUUGCUGAAGAACAGCUAGAAAAUAGCCUUUGGAUCAGGCAGGAAGAAAGAGUUGAGAUUGGAGCAGACAGAUCUGAUAUGGAUGAUGACAUGGAUCCCACUCCUGAAGCUACAGAACCCAGCACCUCACAAGGGGCUUCCGGUCUCCUCUGCUGGUGAACAGAUGGCUGCUGGGUGGACAGUCACAGGUGUCUCUCUGAGCAUAGUCAUCUGAGAACUGUUGCCAGAGGCCCCGGGGGAAAGGAUUGAAGGCUGCACUCUCAGGUCAAGUUGUACAUGGUAGCCCUUGCUCAAAAAGGGAAAAGUUUGGGUCUGUGUAUUUAUUCUUAGGGCUACCAUAAAAAAUUACCACAACCUGGCCGGGUGCAAGACUCAUGCCUGUAAUCCCAGCACUUUGGGAGGCCGAGGUGGGCAGAUCACUUGAGGUCAGGAGUUCAAGACUAGCCUGGCCAACAUGGUGAAACCCUGUCUCUACUAGAAAUACAGAAAUUAGCCAGGCUUGGAGGCAUGUGCCUGUAAUCCCAGCUAACCGGGAGGCUGAGGCAGGAGAAUCACUUGAACUCAGGAAGCAGAGGUUGCAGUGGGCCGAGACCAUGCCACUGCACUCCAGCCUGGGUGACAAAGCAAGACUCUGUCUC